Molecule: messenger RNA, 3437 nt
Organism: Halichondria panicea
Lineage: Eukaryota; Metazoa; Porifera; Demospongiae; Suberitida; Halichondriidae
Exons: 1
Coding region: 137-2656 (839 amino acids)
Source: RefSeq, a predicted model, not a curated record
AACUACAUAGCCAUAACAUCUCAUUAUAUCAAGAAGCAACAUUUAUACUUAGUCCAACUCAUCUCAAUAACACUACAGAGUAGCUACACUGGAGCAAAAUAUACGUAUAUGUUUAUGCAAGACGGCUAAAAAAAGUAUGCUGUUCUGGAUAACUUUUCUCCUUGUCAUCCCCUAUUCAUUGCAACACUCUCUACACGUCUCUCCACAACGAACAAAUCAGUCAGUUCCUGGAAAUUGCAGUCACUCUGAAUGCAUGCUGUCCGAACUACUAGAGAAUGCUCACCAUUAUUUUGUGUCAAAUACGAAAAUAUCAUUUCAUUCUGGAAUACACCAAAUCAACAAGCCAAUAGGAGACAUACUCAUUCAAAACAUUGAAAACAUUUCUUUUCACGGUGCAGCCACGCACGUGGAACCAGGAACAACGAUACAGUGCAAUGACAUCUUCAGUUUGACAUUUGUCAAUGUUACUAACCUUUCAAUAUUGAACAUUGCACUUGUGGGCUGUAGCAGUGAAUUUUCUUACGAGAGCAUACAAGCAAUUUAUGCACUAGCUUCACUUUGUGAUACCGGGCCUUACUUGUCCCUGUCACCUUGUAAAACUAGAGCAAAGCUAGUCAUUGACCAUGGAACAAUAACAGUUGCAAGUGGAGAGAAUGUUUCGAUACACAAAUUGCAAAUAGUUAAUUCAAAAGAUGUUGCCUUACUACUACUUAAUGUACACAAUAGCAUUACUAUGAACCAAUUGACGCUGGAGGAUAAUUCUAUUAACUGUGUGAUAGCAACAGUAGAACCAUUUACAGAUUACCCGCAAAUUGCUACAUACAGAAUCACAAAUUCAUCAUUUAAAAGAGGAAAUACAACCAAGGCGAUUGCAUCUGGAUUGAACAUAUUAAACAGGGAGAUGUAUGAACACUUGAUAUUCUGCAACAUUAGUAAUGUUAUUGUAGAGAACAAUCUUGGGGCCUUGGGAAGCAUAGUACUUCAAAUACAAACCCAUUUGCGUUUCUAUUCAUCCAUUUGCCAUUCCAGAAUAGUAAUCAAAUUCCACAAUGUUACUGUAAGCCAUAGUGCUUCGGGUAUCUGUAGCAAUGGCUUAACAAUAACAAACAUAAUCCCACAACAAAUACUGAUUACAGCAGACAUCGAACCUGUAACUUGUGCAUUUCUUGUUUUCGAGGAUGUGAGGUUUGCUAACACAAAGCUUUUUAUUUCCCUUAUCAAAUCUACUGCAAUGGAAACGAUGGUCAAGUUCUCAAACAUUUUAAUUUAUGGACAGAAGUGCUUCAGUUGGACGAGUUUUAUGCUCUUUCACAAUGCAAGAGUAUUUCUCUCCAGUGUAAUUGUACACAGUAUCAAUGGAAUCGGUUUCUUCCAGUGUAAUGUUACAAUUGACGGUAUAAAUAAAUUUAACAAACUCGUUGGACAUGGAUUCAUACUACAAGAGAGUUACAUGACAUUUAAAGGUGAGACAAUCAUCAGUAACAACCAGAAAACUAUGUUAGUCAUGUACACACAAUCAUCAAAAAUCGUGUUUGAAGGCACAACAAUAUUCAGCAACAAUACUCCAUACAAAUUCAGCUGCUUAACAGGAAACUUUCACUCAGUUAUUAUCAUUGAAGGUAGAGUGAUAUUUAGCGGGAAUAAGGCUUACAAUGGUGGAGCAAUCGCACUUCUCAGUGGUUCAACAUUAAUUCUUCAAUCCGAACAAACCUCCUUGCCAGUUUUACAAAUGACAAAUAACUAUGCCAGUAACUAUGGAGGCGCUAUAUAUGUAGAAGAUUAUUCUAUUACAAAGAAGGUGGCUGGAGAAUACAAGCAAAUCAUUCCGUGUGCAAUAUUCGUUAAACUUAACCGUGGAGUUUCAUAUAUUUUCAACAACAAUACAGCAAGGUUAGCUGGUCACAAGCUGUUUGGAGGAUGGUUUGAUUACUGCUUCAACAUUUACAAUGAAGAAUACUAUGAGGAAUUUACCCCAAUCACAGGUAUUAGUGUGACAAAUCAAACAGAAGUUUCCUCAAGUGCACUACGUAUCUGCAUCUGUAGGAACAAUCAGAUCAACUGCAAGAUAGACCAUUGGGUGGAAGUUUUCCCCGGAGAGCAGUUGAGUAUGAACGUAGUAGCAGUUGGCCAAUUAUACGGAAUAGUGCCAGCCACAGUGAGAGCACAACCGCAAAACAGUUUAAAGAUCAAUGAAUUAGAGCUGCUACAAAAUGUGCAGCAAACUUGUACGAAACUGGUGUACACGAUCCAAUUAUCAAAACUUGGUGAUGAAGAUAUAAUAAUACAAGAUAAUAGUAUGAUCUUACUAGUUCAUGGUAGGCAUUUCACACCAUACAAUGGGAUUGAACAUUCAGCAGACACUCUAGCACAAGACUUGUUCAUAACAAUCUCAAUUAAGCCGUGUACAAAAGGAUACAAUUUCAAUGCACUUAGUGGGGUGUGUGAGUGUGACAAAACGAUAACAAACAGUGGAUUGCGAUGUGACCUUCAAAGUGGCACUAUAGAAAGGAGGAGAGCAAUUUGGAUUCACCCAACAACAUUGCAUUUGAGGAACGAGCAGCUGGGCCAAUCAAAUUCAGGUGUAAUUGUUCACAAAUUUUGUCCAUUGGACUAUUGCAUUGACACAGACUCAUACAUUGAUAAACCAGCCGGAUGAACAAUGUCAGCACAAUCGAUCGGGGGUACUGUGUGGAAGAUGUAGUCAAAACACAAGUGCUGUGUUCGGGUCAACUAGAUGUCUGCAGUGUUCAAGCUACUGGGCAUUUUUGAUCAUUCCAUUAACUUUGUUAGCAGGACUAUUUAUUGUUGCAUUGUUAAGGUACAUAAACCUGACUGUAUCCCAAGGGACCAUAAACGGAAUUAUAUUUUAUGCCAACGUUGUACAGGCAAAUCAACACAUGUUUGACUCCAGAUCCAAUUCAUUUUUAAAGUGGUUCAUUGCGUGGCUGAAUUUUGAUCUUGGUUUUGAAGUGUGCUUCUACAACGGCAUGGACACAUAUGCUAAAACAUGGUUACAGUUAGUGUUUCCACUAUAUGUUUGGUUUCUAGUCAUACUGAUGAUUACUUGCAGCCGAUAUUCAACAAAAGUAUCAAAACUAAGCGGGUACAAUGCAGUACAGGUUUUAGCUACUUUAUUCUUAUUUUCUUACACAAAACUACUCCGGAUUAUAAUCUCAUCGCUUGCGUCUACUACAAUUGAAUACCCUAAUGGACACAUCAGAAGAGUCUGGCUUUAUGAUGGAAACAUUGAAUAUAGGAAAGAAGAACAUCUUGCAUUGUUUAUGUUAGCAUUGCUAAUUUUAAUAUUCCUCUCACUUCCAUACACUAUGCUACUGUUUUCCAUUCAGUGGCUACAACGUUUCACACAUCGAAGGGGCUUGCGAUGGGUGACUAGGCUACUACCGAUAUUUGAUGCCUAUACAGGUCCAUACAAAAUC